AUGGAUUCAGAUACAAUAGAUCUUAGUGUUACUUUAAAUGCCCGUGAUCAUCUUAAAGAGACAAUAGAAAAGCUAUAUACUCAAGAUGAGAAAUUAAUUUUAGAAUCUCUUGAAGAUAUAAGAGCAUUGAUAUUUGUAUGUGAAAUUCAUAUCAUGAUAGUUUGUAAAGUGUUUCUAACCAUAUUUAAAAAUGAAAUUAAGAAUGAUAUGACCGAUAAAUAUUUAUCAAUGGGUUUGAUACCAAGAGUUUAUAAUCUACUAUGCAAUGGAUCAACAGAAAUACAGAUACAAAGUGCUAGAACAAUAAGAAUAAUAUCUAAAGGUGAUGCUAAUGAUUGCAGAAAAUUGAUAGUAGAUGGUGGUUUAGAUAUAUUGUUAAACUUUUUAGAAUCACCUAAUAUUCAGGUUGUACUAUAUAUUUUAAUUACUCUGUCAAAUAUUGUUGGUGAAUCGACAGAGUUGCGAGAUGAAUUAAUGAAUGCCACUUUGAUAUCAUCAGUGCUGAGGGUUAUAAACAGAAUCGGUGAUUCGAGCGAGAGCACAAUUGAAUCGAUUAGAAUUGCAAUUCUUUGGUUAUUUGCAAACUUUUCAUUAUAUUCUCCAAGACCACCAAUGAUUUUGGUUAGCAGAUAUUUUAAAUUUAUAUCAGAUAGUUUGGAUUCAUCAAAUCCUUUGAUCAUUAAAGAAGCACUCAGUGGAUUGGUUUUCAUUGCAAAGAACACCUAUUCGAACGUCGACUACCUACAUGGUAUCAUCAAUUUGGUAAAGCAAUACAAAGUAUUUCCAAGAUUAUUUAAAUUUCUGGAACAUGAUCGUCCUAUAAAAAUGCAAUUGUUACCAGCACUUACAUUUAUUGGUGAUUUACUAUCAGGAAGUGAUUUACAAACACAAACUGUAUUGGAUUUCGGAGUGUUUCCAUAUUUGGCAAGUGUAGUUCAGAGUGUUAAAGACAUGGAAGUGGUCCGUGUUUCACUUUGGGCAACAUCAAACAUUGCGUGUGGAACACAGGAUCAAAUCAAACUGGUCAUCGACUCUGAAUCGGAGAUUUACGAUUAUACCAAAUUGUUAAUAGUCGACCUGGAUGCUAUCGAUUUCUUCAUCAAAUUAUUUGAGAUUGGUAAAUAUGAAAGAGCCUAUAGUUUUUUCCCAUUGUACAAGGUAAUGGCAAGCUUGUUGAGUAUGUCUGAUUCUCGACCGGAAUUGGAAAUUCAAUCGAGAUUUAAAAGACAUAGAUUCCACAAGAGAUUAUCAACAUCUAGGCUUAACGCUUUUUCCCAAGCUCUUUUUGAGGAUUUUGGUAUGGGUAUUGAUUUUGAAAAAGAUUAUACCUGUUUCUCUGUUACAAAUAAAUAA
Molecule: messenger RNA, 1353 nt
Organism: Heterostelium album PN500
Lineage: Eukaryota; Evosea; Eumycetozoa; Acytosteliales; Acytosteliaceae
Exons: 6
Coding region: 1-1353 (450 amino acids)
Biological process (GO): NLS-bearing protein import into nucleus
Cellular component (GO): nucleus
Molecular function (GO): nuclear import signal receptor activity; protein binding
Source: RefSeq, a predicted model, not a curated record